AUGGGUUGGCUCCCUUGGUCCUCCGAUUCCUCCGCGUCGAAGACUGCCUCCGACGGUGGCCGCAUAGCUCCGGACCGGUCGUCGCGGAAGCGCUGCUGGGAGGGUCGUGAUCUCUUCUUCUCCUGUCUCGACGACAACAAUAUCAUAGACGCCAUCAAGGAUGAUAAGGAAGCGCGUCGCAAAUGUGGCCAGGAAAUUGCAGAAUUCGAGACGGCCUGUUCCCAGACGUGGGUCAAGUACUUCAAGGAGAAACGUGUGAUGGAAUAUAACCGCGACAAGACGAUCGAGCGGAUCAAGCAAGAGGAUGCGGCCAAAGUCCAAGAUCUAAAAGCGCAGGGCCGGGGAUCGAGAUGA
Molecule: messenger RNA, 354 nt
Organism: Aspergillus melleus
Lineage: Eukaryota; Fungi; Ascomycota; Eurotiomycetes; Eurotiales; Aspergillaceae
Product: cytochrome c oxidase subunit 6B family protein
Exons: 2
Coding region: 1-354 (117 amino acids)
Biological process (GO): mitochondrial respiratory chain complex IV assembly
Cellular component (GO): respiratory chain complex IV; mitochondrion; mitochondrial intermembrane space
Source: RefSeq, a predicted model, not a curated record